Oreochromis niloticus (Nile tilapia) is the source of this 1982-nucleotide messenger RNA. RefSeq lists its product as uncharacterized. The transcript has 4 exons. The record is from RefSeq and is a predicted model, not a curated record. The coding region runs from base 625 to 1323 and encodes 232 amino acids. Lineage: Eukaryota; Metazoa; Chordata; Actinopteri; Cichliformes; Cichlidae.
UGGCGAGAGUAAAGUGACAAACAGCGGAGAUAUCUGACGCUGAAGACGCUAUUGGCUGACAACACUUUGUAGCCCACUGUCUGUGACAGAGAGUGGGAUUUCCUUAACCGUUUCGUGAUGCGUAAUGACCCGACGACACCCCCCACACACUUUCUACAUGACAAGGGUCUGAUUUGUUUAUUGCACUCAAACAUAAUCUCUCAACUGUUAAGGGGCUUUUAGAUCGAGCUUGUUGAACCUAUUCAACUCUGUUUGUUUUUAGACACAUAAACUUCUGCUUCCUCAAAUAUUGAAUGGCUGUUGCUGGAGCUUUCACUUUCUCUAUAGAGCGAUUCGGCAGGUCACAGUGGAGAAUUCAAGGGGAAAUUUCAGCCCUGAUGGGUGGGAGUUUCCACUGCGAUGGAGGUGGAGUUACAGUGAGGGUUUGAUCUGUUGUGGUUGUAAGCAUAUUACCUCAUAUGUCAAAUGAGUGUUGGAAGUGUUUGUACAGUAGUUUUGGCACAGCACUACUUCUUUUACACUUUCUUCUACUUUUCGGCAAACUCAAAUCAGAGUUUAACCUCACAGCUUGGUUCCUGACAGCUUUUUUCCCUUCAACAACAACAACAACAAAGCGGUGUCAAAAUGAAGUUUCUUGAGCUGGGUGACUCGAUCGGUCGCUUCAGGUUUUUACAGUCCUGUUUGGGAUUAGUGGGGUGCCUGUGUGUGUGCUAUGCAGUCUGGACACCUUACUGGGUGAAGGACAGAGGACUGUGGACGGAGUGGAACGCCACUGAAAGCGACCAGACGAAUCCUAAAGAUGAUAUUGGCAUCAACGCUCUGGAAGCAGAGAGGGUCUUUGGAGUUCUCUCCUCCCUGAUGGCUGUGAGCACGGCUGCUCUGUGUCUGGUGUUUGCCCUCUGCUGGACUUCUCAGACGGUGCGCUCCUACUCAAACACUCGCGCUCUCCUCAUUGUACGAAAGGCGCUCUACCCCACUACCCUGCUGCUGUUCACCAUGGCCCCCACAGGUUUCUUCUUCCUCCUGAGCUGGUCUUUUUUCACAUAUCAGCACCGUGAAGAAAUCAGUCAGGACUUCUCCAGUCUUGGCUCUUCCUAUUGGCUGGGAGCUUUAGGUUGGACCCUGCUGCUCGUCGUGGAGCCGAUCGUCUUUAUCGUUGAACAGGCUGUCGUGCCGGACAUCCUACCUGACUUGGAGAAUGCUGUGGAGCCAUGCCGGAUUUCCUCUCCAUCUGAGGCCGACGAACAGUCUUUUAGUCAAAGUUCUCAUCCUUUAAGCCCCAAAAGCAACAAGGGUGUGAUGAAAUAUAUGUCUGAAUUUUGAAUGGAGUUCAGAAACAAAAAGGACAUGAUACAGAAUAUGAAGCUAAAUGAGUCAGUUUACACAUUAAUCCACACAAACUCAGCUGGCUGUGUAUUGAAAGAAUCCUGAAGUCAGCAGAAUUGAAGUUUCCUGCUGGGCUUACUGUGGAAAUCAUUUUCUGGUUUGUUUUGUUCACUGGUUCACUGAUUUGUUGAUUGAAAUGAAAUGAAAACACACUAAAGACCAAUAAUAUACCAACUAGUGUAAUACACAACUAAUGAUAGGUUUGUGCCUCAGCCAGGAUCAGGUCCAGGUAUAAAGGGCUCUGAGUUAAGUCUACGUAAACAAGAUAUUCAGUUAGUACAUUUAUCUGAAUGGUGGUGCUGCGAUAUAUCUUACUUGAUGUCAUUGUAAUGACCAUGCGACACUUCAAAUAGUAAUUCUCAUGUAAAAGAUGAUAGGUACUGAUUAAUGUUGACAGGCUGACAGAUUUACACAUUACAAGCAUUUUUGGUCUGUUACAUAGGUUUUUCUUUUUUGUUUGCAUAGAGAUUUAACUUGGGUUUAUUUAUAAACAGAUGAGUAGUUCUCAGAUAUAUUCGAGAGCCCAUACUGUAAUUUCCACUACAGCAUUGUUUUAAUGCAGAGCUCUAUGAGGGCCUGAAGAUCAUGGCCAUUCA